AUGGAGCAAUCGGACAGCCAUCUGACGGCGAAGCAGUUCAUACCACCAAGCGUCCCCGCAGCCCAUCUUACCGCAGACAAUGACGCGGCAGCCCGGCAGUUGGUGCUUGCUACAGGAUAUGAGCUGGCAGACUACAGUGGUGGGAACCAGGGGAUUUGUGCGGAGGCUGACAACACGGAAGAAGGAGAAGAGGAGGAAGGGGACGAAAUAGAGAUUAAGAUGGAGGAAGACGUGGAUGAAAAGGGCAGAUCCAGACGCGGAUGA
Messenger RNA from Letharia columbiana, 264 nucleotides. RefSeq lists its product as uncharacterized. Lineage: Eukaryota; Fungi; Ascomycota; Lecanoromycetes; Lecanorales; Parmeliaceae. The record is from RefSeq and is a predicted model, not a curated record. Bases 1 to 264 code for a protein of 87 amino acids. The transcript has a single exon.